AGCGUUCUGCAUUCUUCCCUUAAGCCUUGUGCCGUUCAUCCUUCUGCAAAAUUAGCAUCAUCAAAACCCCUCAAUAUAUACUUAGAAUAAUCACCAAUGGCUUUUCUGAAUGCCACUUUUAACUUGUAUCUCCUGGGCUUCGUCGCCUUCUUGUUCGUGUUGAUUAAACUUACAAGACCAACAAAAAAGAAACCCAAUCUGCCUCCAUCUCCGCCGAAAUUGCCAAUUAUCGGCCAUAUUCAUCAGUUAGGCACUCUUCCUUAUCGUUCUUUCAGAGACCUCUCUCUGAAACACGGUCCUCUCUUGUGGUUACAGCUCGGUCGGAUUCCUGCUUUACUGGUCUCUUCUGCAGAUUUGGCCAGAGAACUGAUGAAGAACCAAGACGCAGUUUUUUCUGGCAGGUUUCAAAGCAUAUCUGCCAGAACCUUACUCUAUGGAUGUAAAGAUAUCGCCUAUGCCACCUAUGGCGAAAGCUGGAGACAGAAAAGGAAGAUUUGCGUGCUUGAACUUCUGAGCCUGAAAAGGGUUCGAUCUUUCCGGGUCAUAAGAGAAGAAGAAGUUGCAGAAAUGGUGAAGGAGAUACGAAGAGCUUGUUUGAGUGAUACUAAUUGCUCUGUGAACAUAAGUGACCUCAUAUCUGCCACCACCAACAACAUAAUAUUCAGAUGCAUAAUUGGACAGAAGUAUGAUAUAUCAGAGAGCAGUGGGAGAUUUGGGACGCUUGCGAGGAAGGAGAUGAUUCAUCUUGCAGAGUUGAUGGUGGGAGAUUUCUUUCCUUGGUUGGGUUGGCUUGAUGUUCUCACUGGGAAAAUUCAAGAGCUUAAAGACACGUUUAAAGCCAUGGAUGGGUUCUUUGAUGAGGUGACCGAGGAUCAUAAGAAGGUGAUAAAGAAGGACGAUGAGAAGAAAGACUUUGUGGAUAUUCUUCUUCAACUUCAACGGAGCGAUAAGCUUGAAUUCGAACCCACCCAAAAUGACCUCAAAGCCAUCCUAACGGACAUGUUUUUAGGAGGGAACGAGACUACAUCGACGACGCUGGAGUGGAUUUUAACAGAGCUGUGGAGAAAUCCAAGAAUCAUGAAGAAGGCGCAACAAGAGGUGAGAAAAGUGGUGGGUUCCAAAUCAAAAGUGGACGAAAGUGACAUAAACGAAAUGAAGUACUUGAAACUUGUCAUCAAAGAAGCUCUGAGAUUACACCCACCGGCUCCUUUCUUGAUCCCUCGAGAAACGGUCUGUGAUGCAAAACUAGGAGGCUAUGAUAUUCCUUCCAAAACACUGAUAUUUGUGAACAUAUGGGCAAUCCAAAGGGACCCAGAAAUAUGGGAAAAUCCUGAAGAUUUCAUCCCAGAGAGAUUUGAGAAGAAUCAGAUGGAUUUCAAAGGACAAGACUUUGAAUUCAUCCCAUUUGGUUCUGGGAAAAGGACAUGUCCUGGUGUGGCCUUUGGACUUGCUUCAGUUGAGUUCCUGCUGGCCAAUCUUCUUCACUGGUUUGAUUGGAAUCUGCCUAAAGAUGGUUCACCCGAGUGUGACAUUGAUAUGAGUGAGACGUAUGGGCUCACAGUGAAGAAGAAAGUCCCUAUUUGUCUUCAACCUAUACCGCUCUCGCUCCAAUCUCAAUCUGCUUAAUUUGCUCUCUAUCAUGUCUUGUGCAAAUACUUGUGAUUUGUUUAUGAAGUUAAGUGGUAUAGGACUAAAUAAAUGAGUCUGAUUUGUGGAUGUAAUAUUGUAUCAGGUUUUAUCUUCCUAGAAAAAUACUACGUGCAGGGCAGAAUAAAUGAGUACGAGCAUGAUCAGUGGUUGUUGAUUCUGUGUUUGUUUUUGUGCCA
Messenger RNA from Neltuma alba, 1826 nucleotides. Its product is annotated as cytochrome P450 71A1. The coding region runs from base 97 to 1626 and encodes 509 amino acids. The record is from RefSeq and is a predicted model, not a curated record. Lineage: Eukaryota; Viridiplantae; Streptophyta; Magnoliopsida; Fabales; Fabaceae. The transcript has 2 exons. Gene Ontology annotation, molecular function: monooxygenase activity; oxidoreductase activity, acting on paired donors, with incorporation or reduction of molecular oxygen; heme binding.